UCUUUUUGAAAAACAGUCAACUCUUCCGUAGUAUUGCCCUGGGCAUUGUACUAGUGAUUAGUCUACGCAUUCGUUCAAAAAAAUUGUGAUAAACCAGUGCCUCAGACGAGAAGGACCAAGAUGGUUCAGUAUUCGAAAAUGUUCGUGCUGAAGCGCGUUGUUAUCGCCGACUCGUUUCCAGAUGGUCGCAAGGAGCCCGUGCACUUCGACAAGAUUACUUCUCGCAUCACGAAGUUGUGCUACGGUUUAGACAUGGAUUACGUGGAUCCACCAGCAAUUACGUUGAAAGUCAUUAAUGGGUUGUAUACUGGGGUGACGACCGUGGAACUGGAUAAUCUGGCUGCUGAAACUGCCGCCUCAAUGACAACGAAGCACCCUCACUACGCAACUCUUGCUGCCAGGAUCGCUGUGUCGAAUUUGCAUAAAGAAACGAAGAAGAUAUUCUCCGAGGUGAUGAAGGAUUUGUACGAAAUGGAAAACGAUAAAACUGGUCUCCCGACUCCUAUGAUCUCCGACGAACAUAUCGCUUUGAUUAGAAAGCACGCAGAUCGUCUCAAUUCAGCGAUUGUGUACGAUCGUGAUUACAGUUAUAACUACUUCGGCUUCAGGACACUGGAACGAUCCUACUUGCUGAGAAUCAAUGGCAAAGUUUCAGAACGUCCACAGCACAUGCUUAUGAGAGUCAGUGUAGGCAUUCACGGUGAAGAUAUUGAGGCGGCGAUCGAAACUUACAACAUGCUUUCUGAACGAUGGUUUACUCAUGCUUCUCCGACGUUGUUCAAUGCCGCCACGAGGCGUCCACAGCUUUCAAGUUGUUUUCUCCUGACGAUGAGUGACGACAGCAUUGAAGGUAUUUACGACACUCUGAAACAGUGUGCGUUGAUCUCGAAAUCCGCCGGAGGAAUCGGUCUCAACGUGCAUUGCAUUCGUGCAACCGGAAGCUACAUCGCAGGCACAAAUGGAGUCUCAAACGGACUCGUUCCUAUGCUUCGCGUUUACAACAACACUGCCCGUUACGUGGACCAGGGAGGAAAUAAACGACCUGGUGCCUUCGCCAUUUACCUGGAACCUUGGCAUGCGGAUGUGCAAGAAUUCUUGAUGCUGAGAAGAAACACGGGCAAAGAGGAGAAUAGAGCUAGGGAUUUGUUCUAUGCUCUUUGGAUCCCGGACCUGUUCAUGAGACGGGUUGAGGAAGAUGGCAUGUGGAGCCUGAUGUGUCCGCAUGAGUGUCCUGGUUUGGAUGACACUUGGGGCGAGGAUUUUGAGAAGCUUUACACUGGGUAUGAAGCAGCCGGAAAAUUCAGGAAACAGAUCAAAGCUCAGGCGUUGUGGUUUGAAGUUCUCGAAAGCCAAGUUGAGACUGGAACUCCUUACAUGCUUUUCAAAGACGCCUGUAACCGAAAAUCAAACCAACAGAAUCUCGGAACUAUCAAGUGUUCCAACCUGUGCACGGAAAUCAUUGAAUAUUCUUCGAAGGACGAGGUGGCUGUCUGCAACCUGGCGUCGAUUGCGGUCAACAUGUUCGUCACUGCGGAAAAAACAUACGAUUUUAAUAAGCUGAAUGAAGUGACCAAGGUGGCGACACGAAACUUGAACAAGAUUAUCGACAUCAAUUUCUACCCCAUUGAAGAAGCCAAACGGUCCAAUUUCCGCCAUCGUCCGAUCGGCAUUGGUGUCCAGGGUUUGGCGGACACCUUCAUUAAAAUGAGAUACGCAUUCGAUUGUGAAGAAGCGCAAGAAUUGAACAAACGGAUCUUCGAAACGAUAUAUUUCGCGGCUUUGGAGGCCAGUUGUGAGCUUGCGGAGAAGUUGGGUCCUUACGAGACCUACGAAGGGUCGCCUGUCAGCAAAGGGAUUUUACAGCCUGAUAUGUGGGACGUGAAAACGACCAACGAUUUGUGGAACUGGGGUGAGUUGAGAGCCAAGAUCGCCAAGCAUGGCGUGAGAAAUUCCUUGCUGCUCGCGCCGAUGCCGACUGCGUCUACGGCGCAGAUCCUGGGCAACAAUGAAUCCAUUGAGCCAUACACGUCCAACAUCUACGCUCGACGAGUGUUGUCCGGCGAGUUCCAAGUGGUCAACCCGCAUUUGCUGCAAGAUUUGUCUGACCGAAACCUGUGGGACGACGACAUGAAGAACACCAUCUUGGCGCACAACGGUUCCAUACAGAAUAUAUCAACAAUUCCUGAUGACCUGAAACGGCUCUACCGAACCGUUUGGGAGAUUCCUCAAAAGAUGAUCAUAAAAAUGGCCGCUGAUCGCGGGGCCUUCAUUGACCAGUCUCAAUCACUCAACAUUCACAUGGCUGAUCCGAACUACGGGAAACUCACUUCGAUGCACUUCCACGCUUGGAAACUUGGCUUGAAGACCGGGAUGUAUUAUUUGCGAACGAAGCCCGCUGCGAAUGCCAUUCAGUUCACUGUUGACAAGAACACGGCCUCGGUUAAGGUCAAUGGGGUCGCCAAUGGAACCCUGAAUGGGUCGGAACAAAUGAAUGGCGACGACAGCAGGGAAACCAGUAUGAAGCAGAUGGUUUGCUCGAUUCAGAACAGGGAUGAUUGCUUGAUGUGCGGGUCGUGAACGAUGUUCGGCGUAGGUUCGUUCCAUUUCUUUCCUAUUUUACCCUGAAGUGUUUUUAUUUUUCAGCUCUCGAGAAAAGUAUGACGAUUCAUCGUAUUUUCUUGAUCGCACGUAUUCUGCAUUUAUAGUUUACGUUUUCAAUAUGCGGUUGAUAAUGUGGCUUGAAUCUGAGCGAGAAGUACUGUACAUUAAUUCGUAGAUGCCUUCAGGGAAUUGACGAAGAGUGUGUUCGCGAGACGAUUUGAAUUUUUUUAUAUAUUCCGACGCGAUUUUUUAAUGAACGCCAAGAAAUUUUUGUACGGCUUUGACGAAGCGCCUUUUUUGCAGAAUUUUCCCUAGAUCUUAGAUUUAUGAAACGCGCGUAUAUCAAAAUUGUAUUUUUUCUAUUUCGAAAUACACGAGACUUUUCUUUGAAGAAA
Messenger RNA from Notodromas monacha, 2996 nucleotides. NCBI's taxonomy places the organism in Eukaryota, Metazoa, Arthropoda, Ostracoda, Podocopida, Cyprididae. The record is from the annotation of a GenBank genome assembly.